CUUCCGGACUCUCCUGAGAAUCUAAGCCUUCUAGCGUGAAAAUUAUCCUGUGAAGGCAUGAAGGGAGAAGGUGGGGGAUCAGCCACCAGGUCAUCGGAUAAAGAAAUAGCUUUUUUACUGGGGAGAUUAAAGGCGGGUUGCGGAUGGACUGCCAAGCACACAGACAACUGGCUGGAGCCAUUUCAUGAGCUGAAACAUCUCUCUUCAAUGUGUAAAUGUUCUUUGUUUUGAUGCCCCACAUAAAUCUUUAGGUUCAAGGUUUGUGAUCUAUCAAUAUGCCUAUUAAGAAAUCACCUAUGAUUAAUACAUCUGGAGCAAUAUUUUCCUCUUAUGAAAGAAUCUUGAGGCUUCAUUUUCAAAAUUUAAGGCAAAAAAGAAGUGAUAAAUCAAAGCCACCAUUUUCAAUCACAAACGAAUUCAUCUUGAGAUUCAACCAAACGAAAAAUCCAAAAGAGAAGGAAGAAUUGUUGGACCUAGCUAGAAAACACAUUCUCAGAUGUAAGAGAAAAUUGGGUCUCAAAACUUUGGGCACCGGGAAACAUGUGAAUCUUCCUACUGCAUGGACUGACGUAAUAUAUCUGGCCCAGUGCAAAGGAGCCAUUCAAGAGGAAGCUUUAAAUAUGCUUUAUGCUUCGGUGGACCAUGUUUCCUUCGAUAAUGAUCUUCUACCUGCCUUAUUUUUUGUUGCGGAAUCAGUUUUAUAUAGACUUUGUUGUGAUGCAUUCCUAAAGACUUACUUAUAUUCAGUUGAAAUAAAGCUGACAAAGAUUUGCUAUUUGGUCUUCUUACGACUUUUUAUAUAUUUCCUGCAUGGUCACCUAGAAAGUUUUAAACAACAUUUACUUAGGCUUCAACCAUAUUUAUACGCACUUUCUUUCUCGGGAGAAUCAUAUUACAAGUAUCCAAACAUCUUUUCAAAUGUGCAAUUUGUUCUGAAAACCAUGGAAAUUAUAUGUGAAAGAGAAUUAUUACCUGGAUCAAUUUUUAGCCCUGUGGAAAACAAGAAACGACUUAAGAACAUAGAUUCUGAUAUGGAACACUUGCAAUUUAAUCAGGAAGGAUAUGAAAUUAACCACCUGCUGUGGCACUGUGUUGCUGCCUGGACCUGUGUUCAGAAUAAUAGUCCUCAGCUGAAUAAGGUGCUUGAACAUAUCAUCUGUCAUAAAACACAGCUUCAAAAGAAACGCUGGUUGGAUUCAGUAUUGGCUUUGUUGGUCCUUGGAGAGGCUGCCAAAUUAAACAUGGCCUGCUUGAAAACUUUAAUGGACCUAAUGAGAGAUUUCCUUUUAAGCAUUACAUCUGUUCAGAAAGAGGAAGAAAGCUGCAAGGUAGAAGAUUUUUCCUGGGCCUGGAAUGUAGUCUACAUAUAUACAACAAUUCUUGCAGAAAUCUGCUUGUAUGCAGCCACUUCUAAUCUGCGAAAAAAUGUUUUUGUUGGUUUUUGUGAAUGUAAAAGUUCACAAAAAGAUAUUUUAUCCAUGGACAAACCAAAACAGCCAGAAUUGAGGGAAACUAGUAUUUUAGGUCUUUUGAUCUAUUUCUCUUCAAGAAUGUCAGAUAAUUGUGAACAGGUGACAUGGAUUGGGUACUAUGGCUUAGUUUAUAAUCUGGUGAAAAUGUCAUGGGAACUUCGGGGAGAUGAGGAACAAGAUGGACUCAGAAACCUAAUAUGGCAAACAUUACAGAAAACAAAGGAUCAUGAGGAAGAUGAGCGGAUCCAUAAUGCAGUCAAUAUUGCUAAGGCUGAGUUAAAUGACCCAACGGAUCCGUUUACUAGUUACAGUACAAAAGUUUCAUCAAACGUAGGGGACGAAGUUUUCUCCAAAUAUAUAGGAUGGAGAAUUGCCAGCACGCUUUCCAAAUUAUUCUUCCCCUCCACUGAUGCCAGGAGUCUUCCUUUGAAAAAACCAUUGAUAAAACAGGAUCAAAUGAAAUAUCUGAAUAAAAAGCAGGAUUCCAUGAAGAAAAGAGUUCUACAUUUUACUGUAAGGGAACAUCCUUCUGUAUCCGAAUUCCUCAUGUUUCCAUACCCAGAUUUCUUCACCAAGGGAGAUAAAGAGUUGGCAAGAAUCAUCGACCAUCACUGGCAGAAAGAGCUAAAGAUCCGACAGAAAGAAGAGGCAAUAUGUAAGACUGAAGAAGAUAAAGAUAAACAGUUAGAGGAAAAAAAUCACUUCAGAGAAAUUAUGAAGAGAAGACAAGAGAAACUGCAGAAGCAAACCAAACCCUAUGAGCUUCCUCCUAGGACUGAAGUAAUUUCAUUAGAAAAGAAAAUGCCCCCCCAAAAUUGAUAGCUACGUGUUAAGAAAAUUUUCUUCUAAUUAACUAGAAGCCAUUUCCUAGAGAGAAGUUGUUCGUAUCUUGGUGCAGGCUCUUUAACAGUCAGUCAUAGCUUAGUCCUCAAUUAAUAGUUAGGUCUUAAUCGCAUUUGAGUGAAGUGAUUUUACCAGUGAAACAUCUUCAAGAAUACAGCUCGACUUGUCGUAAUUGACUCAUAUCUUGUGAUCAUACAGCAUAUUUAACCAAUGGUUCUCAAAGUAUUGAUAUUCAUUGGACAGUUAGAUGGAAAUGAAUUGCAAAUUACUGAGUCACAUAUAAGAAUUAGUUCUUGAAAACAGAAUGAGUAUUAACUGAUACUCCCAUAAUUAUUUUACAAAUAAAAGAAGUAAGGCACUUGUUUGGAUUUGUAUUUCAAUGUCAGUCUAUGCCAAAUCAAACGAUAUGUCAGAAGCUUGCUUGUGAUAAAUUACUGUAUAUAUUUGUAAACUAAUCUGGAUGGGCCAGUCAUCUCUGAAAGAGUUGAUCUUUAACAGAUA
This is a messenger RNA of Rhinolophus ferrumequinum (greater horseshoe bat), 2816 nucleotides long. It is a transcript of the gene TMEM232, whose product is annotated as transmembrane protein 232. Bases 276 to 2291 code for a protein of 671 amino acids. NCBI's taxonomy places the organism in Eukaryota, Metazoa, Chordata, Mammalia, Chiroptera, Rhinolophidae. The transcript has 15 exons. The record is from RefSeq and is a predicted model, not a curated record.